Molecule: messenger RNA, 1356 nt
Organism: Salpingoeca rosetta
Lineage: Eukaryota; Choanoflagellata; Craspedida; Salpingoecidae
Exons: 8
Coding region: 19-1356 (445 amino acids)
Molecular function (GO): protein binding
Source: RefSeq, a predicted model, not a curated record
CACACACACACACACACAAUGUCGCUGGGAGACAUGGCCAAGACCCGCGAGGUGCUGGUCGAUUUGGGGGACGACUCUGGUGGUGAAGACGGCAAGGACAAUCACCGCACAUUGGGGGUGGGGCUUGUCGGAGCAACAAACCUCGAUAUCGGCGACCAGCCCGGCGUCUACGUGUCGCGCGUGGACGACGACUGCACCGCGGCCUUGCACGUCGGUGACCAGAUCCUGUCAGUGGCAACCACGGACUGGCGCAUCGACACCACAGCCUCCACCUUGCCCGAGGUACUGGACCAUUUGAAGGACGCCAUGCAGGCGGCUUCUGUCAUCAAGCUGGUCGUUCGUCAAAACCAAGAAGGGUUUGCCGCGUUUCGAAAAGUUGUGGAGCACAACCACGGCACCACGACAAACACAGCGGAAGAGGACGGGCACGCUUCUCCAGCGAAUCAGCACGCCAAGGGGCCAGCGUCCUCGUCGCUGUCAGCUUCACGGGCCCCCGGCAGUGCGCAGCAGAGCGCCACCACGCGGCACCAAACGGUCACGACAGAUGCGUCCAACGAGGACCGCCACGUGUGGCUCGGUAUCGAUGCACUCGUCCACCACAAGCCCGAGGAAGCAGAAGCACACUUUGCUGCUGCACUACAGGUCACCCUCGACGACGCGCUGGAACAGAGGAUUGCUGCAUUGGCUGCUACAUCCGAUCCUGCGUUUGCGCAAAAAGCGUGGCAGAAGGACUUGGAGGAGCUGAAACGACACAAGGGCUACAUCCACUACCUUCACGGCGUCGCAUUCACCCACGCCCAGCGCCCAAGGUGGGAUGCGCAGCACAGCAUGCUUGAAGCGACGCGCGUGCUGCUGCCGUGGUAUUACCACCCAAGUUUGCUCAUCAACUUGAGCGAUGCAGACUUCCACCACACCGUCAGCCGCGUGCUCAUCAACAAAGGACUGUACCGCUCUGCCAUCAUUGCCAUCAGCGAGGCGCGCAGGAUACGCGGGGAGGACGAUUAUCUUGCUGAUGAGCUGUCGUUUGCGCGGCAUUUGCUCGCACAGCAGCAGCAGUAUUGGCACCAGCAGCAGCAGCAGCAACGGAGCGACGGCGACUCUGAUGAUGACGAGGAGGAUGAGAGUGAUGAAGAUGACGGGGGUGAUGAGGAAGGUAGUGCCGAUGUCGGUGAAGGUGAAGGUGGUGGUGGUAUGGUCGACGGUGACGGCAGCAGCAGCGUGGAGGCCGUGCCUGAUCAAGAAGCCAACCACAACACCAGUCAUGGUGACAACGGCGUUGACGACGUUGACGAAGAUGACGACGACGACGAAGUUGAUGAUGAUGUCGACGAUGAUGAUGACGAUGAUGAGCAGUGA